Molecule: messenger RNA, 2897 nt
Organism: Culex pipiens pallens (northern house mosquito)
Lineage: Eukaryota; Metazoa; Arthropoda; Insecta; Diptera; Culicidae
Product: probable chitinase 10
Exons: 3
Coding region: 331-1554 (407 amino acids)
Biological process (GO): chitin catabolic process; carbohydrate metabolic process
Cellular component (GO): extracellular region
Molecular function (GO): chitin binding; chitinase activity
Source: RefSeq, a predicted model, not a curated record
UUCUGAAGGUGAAUGGUCUAAAGAGUCAUCCUAAGACUAUUGUAGUGAUGCCAGAAGAGCUUGGCGAAAAAGUUGUAGUUUAAGCGGUGAAGUUAUAAAUUCUGUAAAAAACUCUUCAGAUAGGACGAAUCAUACCGUACUCUUCGGCAAAGUUGUUCCCUGGAACACAAAUUAUAAGCCAUUGAGAUUUUUUUUUAAUUUCAAAAUUUGAUAAAAUACUCAAUAACGGCAAAAAUUAAAACCAGUUUCUCUUCUUGUUUUUCCCCAGCCCUCUCGCUCUUCCUGGACCUGCGGCGACGGCUGCUCGAGCUCGGCGACACCGCUAGCUUUAUGCUGGCGAUCGGCGGCGUCAACCAAAAGUCGACGCACUUUUCGCAGGCUAUCAGCGAGCCGGCCAAGCUGUACACCGUGGUCGACAACAUUGUGUCCUUUGUGACGAAGCACGGCUUCGACGGGGUGGACAUUGCGUGGUUCUACCCGGGUCAGUUUGGCGGUCGCGCGUGUGACAAGGGUAACCUGGUGGUGCUGCUGCAGGAGCUGCAGCUAAGGUUGCGGGCUUGCGCGAUGGGACUGUCGGUGACGGUCGGGGUUGAUCCGAAGGAUAUCGAUAUUAGCUACGAUGUGCCGAAGAUUGACGAGUACGUGGAUUUCGUCAACUUUUUGACGGGGGAUUACCACGAUCCGAGGAAGCCCUCGCACGUGUCGCCGCUGUACCCGUGCGAUACCAAGGAUCGGUUGAACAUUCAAUACAGCGUGAAAACGUACAUCCAAGCGGGGUUGAACCCGCAAAAGAUCGUCAUUUUGCUGUCAACGUACGCGUACUUGUACACGAUGAAGAUCCCUGCAAAGGGUGGUCAAGCUAUUCUGAAGAACGUCCAAAAGCUCAGUAAACUGAGUGCCCAAGAGAUCAUCGAACGGGAGAACUUCUUAAUUUCUUGGGAUGACGCUCGGUUCGUUCCGUACGCCAGUUGGACUCAAGGAACGAACAAGAAGUGGAUAACCUUCAACGAUCUGGAGUCUCACCGAAAGAAGGCCGCCUUCGUGCUGGAUCACCAACUCGGCGGAAUCGGCGCUUUCUCAAUCGAUCAGGACGACUAUCAAGGCUACGCCAACCUCGGCCCGUACCCAUUCCUGUGGGCCGUCGUAGAUAUCCUGCGACCGGAGUCAAAGUACAUCGACUUCAGCGUUCCAGUCCAGCUAGUCCCGUCGGACGCCUGUCCCUACUCCGGCAACGUCUCAGACCCGUCCUGCCCCAACUGCUUCGUCGAAUGCCAAGCAGGCGCCGCCAUCGCGGACUGUCCCCGGCGCAGCUGUCCCGAAGGAACCGUCUACGACCCCGCCCAGGAUGUAUGCUAUCAGCCGGCACCGUGUGGAUGUCCAACCGGGUCCGGAUCCCCGACCACGUCCACAACGGCUUGCACCACGGCCGUGGCCCCCAGUUCGACGACCGUCACGGAGUCAAGCUCAACCGCCAGCGGUACAACCGAACCAGAAACAACGACAACCCAAGCCACUACGACCACGACGACGGCGACGACCGUGGCGCCCCCUUAGCGUGAACCUGGUCAACGUGAUCGCGGUGUCCAAGAACUGAGUAGUUUGUAAUAAAUGCCUAUUGUUGUUGUGUUAGUCCAAGUCUCGCGUCUUAUUACGACCAUAUUUGGCGGUAAUUGUCGGCGGCGGCGGCGGCGCCAUCUGAACCUGAUCGACAAGAUCGUGGCGCGGUGACCGGAGGAGGUCAACUUCAUUCGUGCGAUCCGUCAUCGCGCAUAAAUUAAGUUGUGUGCUGUCUGGACGGGAUUGGUUCGAGGUCUACGGGUCGCCUCCGGUAGAUCAUCGGAAAAGUUGGCUUAAGAUCGAUUUGAAUUCUACAGAUCUUAUACAUGUUUAUCGUCUCACUGGGCUGAAUAUUUCCGUCAACAGGUCUCAGAAAUUAAAUAAGUGGUGUUAGUUUACCUUGUUAGAGCGGUUUCAGAACUCUGUUUUUUUGUAUAAAGUUGUGGAACUCACCUGAAAAGGGAAAGUAAACAUAUUAUAAGUUAACAAUCUUUCACGUUUGCUGUCUCAUUUAAGUUUAAAUAAUUUCAAAUCGUUUGAACUCACUUCAGGGAAAUUACAUCGUAAAAUUAAACCUUAUGGCAUUCCUCAUUACUACCGGGUGUAAUUAAUAGCCCAUUCCCUUAACUUCAGCAUGUAACUUUCAACAGACCCUAAAAAUCCAAUCAAUUGUGCAAAAACAUUUCCAUAGCUCAUAAACUACCCUCAUUUUCUUUUUCUUCAAAGACUGCCAAUAGCCAUCGCUGCACCCCCAAAGAAAUUUGCAUCAAACUUUAAUAACAGAAGGAAAACAAUUUAUCAGGUGGUUUCAUUCACCUUAACCUCCCGCGCGCGAGGCACCAAAAACCGGACAAAAUAGGAUGAAGAGAAGCUUGAACACAAAGUGGUUUGACUAUAUAAAGCAAAAACAACAUGGAAAACGAAUGAAAAUUAUAACACCCAAAAAAAACCCCGACAACGCCAUAAGGAAAUGAGCUAUAAAAUGGGCAAAAAUGGCUCGAAAAAAAUAAAUAAAGCAUUACACCUCCUCCUCUUUCUAGAAAAUAAUAUUACCCCAGAGGAGGGUAGUGAAUAGAGCCAACGCUAUUUUUUCCUACUCUGUUUUUGGUUCCCCACUUUGAAAGUGAUUAUCUCCGGCAGCUCAUUCACGUUGUAAGCCGCACACGAGCAAAGAAUGAUGUGCCUGAAAUCGCCGUUUUGCAUACUAUACGUUUAGCGGCAUAAUCGGCCCCGGCAACAACUUCAUUCAUGGCAGGAGCUUUUUUGCCCUCAACCUUCAACAAAAGAUAAAGCGGUGAACGGGGUUUUUAAGCUAGUUCAUCUUGUCAUGGUGAAACUAA